UACUAUAAGUUCAUUUAAUAUUCAUCUCAUCGUAACAUUUACAUAAAAUAAUCAAUAUGUCAUCUUUCAAUAUUAUUUUCCUUAUGACAUUUUGCUCGUUGGCUACAUUAUCAUCAUCUGCUCCCCUUAGUAUAGGGUUCUACAGAUCCUCUUGUCCAUCAGCUGAAGCUAUUGUAAGAAAAACUGUAAACAAAUUUUUGUCUCGCAACCCCGGACUCGGCGCGAGUAUUAUUAGACUGUAUUUUCAUGACUGCUUCGUUAGGGGUUGCGAUGGUUCUGUGCUGCUAGCUUCCACACCCGGUAACCCAUCCGAGCGAGACCAUCCUGCAAACAAUCCUAGCUUACAGGGUUUGGAAGUCAUUGACGAAGCGAAAGCCCAACUAGAAUCCGCAUGUCCUAAAACCGUGUCGUGCGCAGACAUCCUUGCAUUGGCUGCUCGCGACAGUACCGCCAAGCUUGGAGGGAUAAACUAUGCCAUCCCAUCCGGACGGAGAGACGGACGUGUUUCGAUUAGGGACGAAGUAACACCAAAUAUUCCAUCUCCUUUCGCCAAUGCAACGCAAUUAGCGGACAGUUUUGGUCGUAAAGGAAUGUCAGCGGAUGAGAUGGUGACGCUAUCGGGUGCACAUACUAUCGGAGUCUCUCACUGUUCUUCAUUCGUCAACCGUCUCUAUUCUUUUAAUGCUACUCAUCCUCAGGAUCCUUCCUUGGAUUCAAGAUACGCAGCUUUCUUGAAAACUAAGUGCCCACCGCCGAGCAAUAACAGUGGUGAUCCAACCAUCACGAUGGAUUCUACCCCUAAUCACAUGGACAACAGAUAUUACUCGGACUUGACCAGGAAUCGGGGAUUGUUCACUUCGGAUCAGACGUUGAUGAACAGCCCUUCCACGCAAAGGACAGUGGUGAAUUAUGUAAGGAACGGUAGAACAUGGCCUGACAAAUUCGCUAAGGCGAUGGUGCGUAUGGGUGAUAUUGAUGUUCUUACUGGAACUCAAGGUGAAAUUAGGACGCGAUGCGAUGUUGUUAAUUAAUUCUUUUGAUUCUGUCAUGUAAGCUCCCAGCAACUGAAUUGUCACUAGUAUUUCAAAGUUAAACAAAUUUGUGUCAAUUUUCAUGAAUCAAUUGAAUGUGAAUUCUUUUGUUAUUUAUAAA
Messenger RNA from Mercurialis annua (annual mercury), 1152 nucleotides. Its product is annotated as peroxidase 5-like. The coding region runs from base 57 to 1031 and encodes 324 amino acids. Gene Ontology annotation, biological process: hydrogen peroxide catabolic process; response to oxidative stress. Gene Ontology annotation, cellular component: plant-type cell wall; plasmodesma. Gene Ontology annotation, molecular function: heme binding; peroxidase activity. The transcript has a single exon. The record is from RefSeq and is a predicted model, not a curated record. NCBI's taxonomy places the organism in Eukaryota, Viridiplantae, Streptophyta, Magnoliopsida, Malpighiales, Euphorbiaceae.